Fusarium subglutinans is the source of this 405-nucleotide messenger RNA. RefSeq lists its product as uncharacterized. Bases 1 to 405 code for a protein of 134 amino acids. Lineage: Eukaryota; Fungi; Ascomycota; Sordariomycetes; Hypocreales; Nectriaceae. The transcript has a single exon. The record is from RefSeq and is a predicted model, not a curated record.
AUGAUCAUCGUAGACAUAUUUUUGUUUCUCUUUGCUCCAUUCUUUGUUGCUAUCCUCUGGAGAUGUACCGGCGGCCCUCCACCGCCUGCCCCCCGUCAUCUCAACUGCAUCCGCCGCCUCGAGUACUAUCUAUGCCACAGCACAUAUAGACAGACGCUCGCCGGUUUGCUUCUGCUUCUAUUCUUCGGCAACAUGGUUAUCGCGAUCGAUGAGGGGAAAUAUUCGCCCAGUAUAUUCUGGCCAUCUUCGAGUCCAACGCCCAUUUUGCAGUUCUUGACUGUGAUGCUGCUGACUGCAGCUGUUGUUCUCUUGGUUAUGGCAUAUGGAAACCGUGGAGACCCAAAGGCUGGGGCUACCGCGAGGAUCGAUCUCUAUCUUUCUGCCGUGCAGUACUAUUGGUGCUAG